AUGUCUUCAUUGAUUCAGGUCCUUUUCAUAUUUAUUGAAAAUUCUAUAUUUUUUUCAAAUUUAAAUCAGAAUGAUCAAACGCCAUCGGAUCAUCAAAUAACAAAAUAUUUAAACACGCCUUGUUCUGAUUCGAAAUCCUAUGAAAAGCACCAUAGUUUAUCGCCUCAUCAAUCAACAAUAGUUCAAUCAUUAGAUCUAACGAUAGAUGAGUCGAAAAAUUCACCAAAAUCAACAAUCAAAUGUUCUAAUGACAAAAUGAAAGAAGAUUUCUCUCAAAUAACAUUAUUAUCUAAUUCAUUUAGUACAAUUGUGAAUGAUAAGGAGAAUUUGAAUUAUUAUCGUCAGCACACCAAUAAUCAUAAUACAAAGAACAAAUGUAUUGAUUUAACUGAUCAUUAUCAUCAUACACAAGAAAAUGAUCAUUUUUCUAAUUCAAUAGAUAAUACCAUCAUCUCUUGUACAUCAACAUCUCAAUACAUUCAACAAAUUCAAGAAGAUGGUACAGAUACCACUGAUAAAGAGGAAUAUGAAAUUCGUCGUAAACGACGUAAACAAAUGUUACCACAACAGAAUUUUCACUUCACUCCAAUGAUAACUAACAAUAAUAAUAAUAAUAACGAUAGUUUAAUGGAAGUUCAAAACACACCAAACGAAAAUGAACUGACCGCCACAUUUACAGAUUGUGAGUUAUCCGAAAGCGAAAGCUAUCAACCAAAAAUAAGAAAAUUAUCUAAAUUUCCUAUGAAUAACGAUAUGGAACUAGUAGUGGAAGGAGAAAAAUUGAACGAAACAAAAGGAAUAGAACAUGUAGAAAGUAAUAAUGAUGAAAUAGAAGGUAACGUAGACAUUCAAGUAAAAUGUGCCACUGAUGACCACGUGACUAAUAACCAAACUGCUAAAUUAGUUAAUCAAAGUUCAUCUCCCUUGAUUGAUAUGAAUUCAGAAUGUAAUAAAUUAAUUAGUGAAUUAAGUCAAUAUGCUAUAGAAGCGUUUCGUCGUAGUUUAAUCAUUAAAUCAAAUAAAGUACAGGUCAGUUUAGAUAAUGAAGUCAGCAGAAACAAGGGUAGUGAUGAUGAUGACAAUCAUACUAAUAAUAACACAGAAGAAAGAAUUAUUGAACAAACAAUAUUGAAACUUGAACCACAUAUAUCUGAACUGGUUGGCCAAUCAUUAAGAACAAGUAUUGAAACAAUAAAACAAGAAAUGUUAGCUAAUUUAAAAGGUAUCAAUAAUAUGAAUUUCAAUGAAAAUAAUCAUUCAUCUACCAAGAUAUCAUCAAUUAGCAAAAGUCACGACGAUUGUAAGAAAUCAGAAAUUACAAAUGAAGAAGCAUUUAAUGAAAUGCCACAAUUAUUUGAUUGUACAAAUGAUAAUACUAGCAAAUAUGAUACUGGAAUUUUGUCAUCUGAAAAUUUAACUCAAUUAAAUUCUAAUAUUAUUAUUAUACCUAAUUCUCCAGAAGAGAUAAAACAAAAUCAAUCAAUUGAAACUUUACGAACGGAAAACAUUGAUCAUUUAAAUGAAAAUAAUUUUCAACAACAUUUACAUGAUUCAUUCAAUAAAGACAAGAGUUUUUCAAUUGAACAAGUGGAUAACAGCGUAAAUUUAAUAAUCAAGAAACAAAAUUUAUCGCCUUUAAUCAGUUAUCCUAGUGAAAAUUUAAAGAAUUCACAAUUUAAUGAAUCUACAGGAAAUGAUCAAAUUUCAAUAACCAAUAAUCAUUUACCAAAAAAUAUAUUAACCGAUUCACAUGAAUCUUUUACAUCAACCACUUAUAAAACAUUGUUAACAAACGGUCUACUAAGAUUUCCUAAUAAUCAUAAUCAUAAUAACCUCACAGUGGAUUCAAUGAAUCAUAUUGAUAAAGACUGUUCAAUAUGUGAUACACGUCAUCAUGAUUCUAAUAGUUGUACUGAUAUAAUUGAUCUUAAUGGACAAACCAUACAUAAUUUGAAUAGUACAAAAGAGAAAUUUCCACAAGGUCCUUUAUUUUUUUCUGAUCCGAAUGAGAAACAUCAACUGUGCACAGGAAUUUCAUUGAAUAAUGAUUCACCUGUGAUUGAGAAUAAUUCACCUCCAUCGUCCAUCCAACCAACUGAUUAUAUUCAUUCUAUUCAAUCAGCUGAUAUUAAUUCAACUGAAAUUGCUAACCCAUUUAUACUGACCAGUACUACCACUUCAACAUCUUCACCGUGUAAUGCUGUAACAGCAGCAGCUGCUGCUACUGCUCUAGCUAAUGUGUUAAGAUUUCCAAUUCCAUUCGGUUGGCCACCGAAAACAUUAACUGAUCUGCAAGAUACUUAUGGAUUACUACCAAAUCCAUUUUAUCAUUGGCCAUGGAAAUUUCCCAAUUCACCUUGCACAUCAAAAUGUUCUGAUCAGAAUACACUUCUCCAAUCCAGUUCAUUAGUCAAUAAUACUAUGAAUAUUAUUAAGCAACUGAAUAAAGUAAACACCGAGUCAACAUUGAAUUCCUGUCUGGAUUCAAAAUUUAUGCUUAAUGAAGAGAAUAAACAAAGCAGCAUAAUGAUGUUUAACAAUACAACCUCUUUAUUACCACAAGUAAUACCUUCGGAUGAACAGAUCGAAGCUAUACCUUUGGUUGUAAGACAUGACAGAAAGGCAAAUAAAUCCAGUUCAGUUGUGAAUAAUAGCAGUACAAUGUAUAAUAUUUGUUCGGAAAAUUUAACAACUGGUACAACUGUUACAACAACAACGCCCAUAACAACAAAUGGGAGUAAUUUAUUCCAUGGACCAACUAUGAGUCGUAGAAGGCGCACUAAAGUUACUGAUACACGUUUAACUCAUCCACGUGUUUCACGUUAUCCAAACAAUACAACAUUUUCUAAUGGCAUAAUGUCGAAUUCUAUCAAACAUCACCAUCAUAAUCAAUCGAUAUCGCAGCAACAAUCACUUCUUCAGUCGACGUCAGGAAUUAUUGAUUUUGAACAGGCAUUAAAUUUGGUCUCACCAACUUCCACAACUUUUGGGUUGACUGGAAAUCAAUUGCGAACAGAUGACAAAGAAUCCUUACUCGUAAAUCCUAGUCUUUUAUCGAGUAUAAAUCCUGCUAAAUAUCGCAAUACUCUCACUUCUACUAGUACUACUACUAGUAGUAGUAAUCUCAACAAUAUGGGUAAUAUAAAAUUAGAUGAUUUUCAUUCCACCAAGUAUCGAUCGGAAAAUCAAAUUCACAGUAGUGGCAGUAACAACAGCAGUCCAUCACCGAUUUCAUUGCGCCUUUCAGGCAAUUCAAAAGAGUUGAUUGACCAUACCUCAGAUAAUCUCAAAGGAAACUGCCACGGAAAUGUAGAAUCUUCAGAAUCAGCCAAGAAUAUCGAUGGUCAGCUAAACGGAGCGGAUGAAAAGUUACAUUGUUUGGAUAUAAUUCAGGAAUAUAAAUCAUUUGAAAAAAUGUUUACAAAAACAUUCAGAAAUUAUCCAUUAUCGCUAAAAUCAAAUUUACUUAAUAACUUUGGUGCAUUACCUACAGUUAUGAGCACUGUUUCCUCUCCUACAUCAUCCACUUACUCUCCAUCUUUCCCCAAAGAUAUAAACACAUCGUUGACAGUGAGUACUUCAACAUCAUUGUCUGUCACACCUCCAUUCCCUAAUCCAUCUUCUACUGCUUCUGCAUCUAUUACUUCUGCCUGUUCAUCAGUUUGUUCAGAUAUCAAUGAGCGUAGAUAUUCGUCAAAAUUUAAUCAAAUCUGUCUAUUAAAUCCUCGCCUACCUAACUCACUGCCACCUAUUCCUCCAAUAUUUUUCAAUCCAACAGAAGAUAUGCUUAACAAUAAUUUAAAUCUUAUUAAUAGUAAUAGUACUAGUAAUAAUAAUAAUAAUAAUAAUAAUACCAACAAUACAAAUAAAUUUUCCGCUGGUAAUCUUUAUGAUAAUACAAGCAUCCAGGAUGAUGGACAAGAAAGACCACGACAAUCACUUUCAAACUGUUUUGGAGCACAGAAUAAUCUUUAUAACGCUUUUCCACAUCAUUCUUCUGCAUCUAAUGCUCUCCUGUGCAAAUCUCCUACUCCAUAUUCACUGUCGUCUCUAAAAUCACCUCUAUUUCCAUUAUCGCAAUCUUUAACAUCAGUCAAUGAAAGUAUCGAUUGUAACAGUGUCAGUACUAUUGCUAACAAUAACAACAAUAAUCUGGACCAUAAUAUUGAUAAUAUCAUAACAUUUUCUAAUUUACAAAAUAAACAACAUCGUCAACAACAAAAUUUUCCCAAUUUGAAUAAGAAUCAACAUCGUAGUCAUUUGAAUUAUAUAAACAAAUUAUAUGAUAAGCUGAAUAAUACAAGUGACAAUUUAUUAAACAUCAAACUUGAUAAAUCAUUAUUAUUGAAUGAUAAUUUUAAUCAUGAAUCAACCAGUGGUAUGGCAUUAUCGGAAUCAUAUCAAAAUCAACUAAUUAAUUAUUCACAUGAACUACGAAUGACAACAACCUUAACACCAGUACAUUUACGCAAAGCGAAAUUAAUGUUUUUCUAUACACGAUAUCCGAAUUCAACAUUAAUUAAAAUGUAUUUUCCUGAUGUGAAAUUCUAUAAAAAUAAUACAGCUCAAUUAGUUAAAUGGUUUAGUAAUUUUCGGGAAUUUUAUUACAUUCAAAUGGAGAAGUAUGCACGAGUUGCAAUCUCUGAAGGAAUACGUAUGGCCGAUGAAAUUCAUGUAACCAUUGAAUCUGAAAUCUAUAGAGCUUUAAAUUUACACUAUAAUCGUAAUCAACAAUUAGAGGUACCUGAUCACUUCCGUAUUGUGGUUGAAGCGACAUUACGUGAAUUUUUCAAUGCACUUUACACUGGUAAAGAUUCAGAACAAUCAUGGAAGAAGCCAAUUUAUAAAGUUAUAGCUAGAAUGGAUCAACCAGUUCCAGAGUUUUUCAAAAGUCCUAAUUGGAUGGAUCAAUUGGCUGAUGGAUAAGUGAUUAUUUGCUAUUACUUCU
This is a messenger RNA of Schistosoma turkestanicum, 4948 nucleotides long. Lineage: Eukaryota; Metazoa; Platyhelminthes; Trematoda; Strigeidida; Schistosomatidae. The record is from the annotation of a GenBank genome assembly.